CUAUUGUAAAAUUGAUUUUUUGCUAAGAAAACUGCUUAAACAUGCAUACAUACUUUUAUGAAUGCAUUUAGAAAUGUAAGAUGAGAGGAAAAUGACAGGAGGGUACUGGACUACAUCACAAUCACAGAACCAUGACGAUUGGAAAAGGCCUUUAAGGUCAUCAAGUGUAACCCCCAACCUAAAACUGCCAGGUUCGUCAUCCAUUGGUGAGGUUUUUUUCUCCCAAUUAUUGAGGAUUUGAUGCAGAAGAAUAAACUAAAUAUUUUGGCCAAAGUAUUUCUAACUCUUUUCUCAGGUGUCUAGCUUGACUGCUUAGUAUAUGCGUGAUGCGGAGAAGGAUUCUUUGAAAGGGAAGUGCUCAGUCUAAUAUACCAACCAGUAAUUGUCACUGUCGAUUGGAGGUUAAAAAGCAGCAGCAGUGUGUGUAGUUAAUAUUGCUAGUAAGAGUGUUUAAUAAAUAUAGUAGCUGGAGAGGGCUAAGGAAUCUCAUAACAAAGCUGUAGGAAAGAAUUACAUUAGCCUAUAAACACUGGUCUGCAGCAGAUAUGUGUGUUUCUCCCGUGGCUUGCACAGUAAGUUUUGUCCUUGUGCUUCAGAGUGUCUCCAAUGCGACUGUAGCCUGUUGUAACCUGUGUGAUACUGAAAAUACACAGUCCCCCCACCCCAAAUUAUAGGUGUAUUAAUUUCUCUGUAAAAAAAAAUAUUUUUUUUGCUUUUUAGAGUCACUCUGAUGGUUCAGCUGAAUAGCUUUCUACUUUUUUUCUUCUGUUUUAAUGCUUUGCAGUACACUACAUGAAUUUCUCAGUACCGUGACAAACUUCCCACUUUACAAUUUCAGUCUUACAGUGACACUGAUGAGUGCUUCCAAAGCUGACAUACUGAUUGCUCUUCAAAUGUUGUGUGCAAUUUUUCAAUGAUGUAAAACAGACGGUCAUGUUUAAAAAAUGUCUCGGACCUGUUUGUGAUGGGAGGAGCUCUUGUUCUAGAAUCGGCAGCUCUUUUGCACUGGCUAGAGAGAGAAGGCUAUGGACCGCUAGGGAUGACUGGAAUAUCCAUGGGAGGACAUAUGGCUUCACUGGCAGUGACAAACUGGCCUAAACCAUUGCCAUUGAUUCCGUGUCUUUCCUGGUCAACAGCUUCUGCAGUCUUUACUACGGGUGUGUUGAGCAAAGCAGUGAACUGGAGAGAGCUAGAGAAACAGUAUUUUACACAAACGGUUUAUGAAGAAGAAAUCAUUCAAAUGCUUGAAUACUGUGGAACAGAUUCUUUCAAGAUGGGACAAGACUUUGUUAAAAACUUCCCUGAUGAUGUGGACAGUCUGGAGGAUGUGGAUGUGACUUCCAGAAUGUUUGACCUUGAUUCCUCAAACAAGACUAUAUCUAAAGAAGCUGUUCACAGCUUUACCACAAACAAAAGUACUCUAAGUGCCUCAUCAGAAAGACUCUUAAUACAAGAUACUUCUAAAACACAGUGCGUAAAUCAAACAUUUUCAGCUAGUAGCAUUAGCAGUAAAAACAUAACCAGCCCACAAGGACACAGGAUAAAUAUAAGAAGAAAGAAUGAGACUUUACAGAGAGAAUCCUUAAGGUUCAUGAAAGGAGUAAUGGAUGAAUGUACCCAUGUAGCUAACUUCUCAGUUCCAGUGGACCCAAGUUUAAUUAUAGUUGUACAAGCUAAGGAGGAUGCAUAUAUCCCUCGAACUGGUGUGCGUAGUCUUCAAGAAAUCUGGCCCGGAUGUGAAAUUAGGUAUCUGGAUGGAGGUCAUAUCAGUGCCUACCUCUUCAAACAAGGACUCUUCAGACAAGCGAUUUAUGAUGCAUUUGACCGCUUUCUUCAGAAAUACACGGUUUAAAAACCUUCACAGUGUAUUCAAACGGAUCUCAUUUGCACUUCUGCUUACUGGAACUCAUAUUUGGAAAACAAGCCUCUUGCAGUGUUGAGUAGAUGGUCACUGACUGUUGUAGAUAACUACUGUAAAAAAUUGUCAAGUACCAGCAUUACUUUUAUUUCAACCAAAUACCAUUCUGGCACACUUGCUUCAGCUUUGCCUGUGGAAAAAAAACAAUGGCAGCAUUUGUUAGUGCGGAAUAGUUCACGUACUUCAUCUUUAAUCACAUUGUGAAUUCCUUUAAUUUGGAAUAAAUUCUGAAUUGUGUAUCAGUUGAAAACAGACCAACCUCACUAUUGAAAUAAUGUAAACCUUCUGUUAGGAGUAAGACACUGUCUUCCAUUUAGUGUAUUCUGAGUUUAUUCCAGAUAGUUGGGUUUCCUCUUGCUUCCUCAUCCCUUUGCUCUUCUAUUGUUUUGUACUAUGGCUUUGCCAGCACUUGGCCUCUUGUAUUUGUCACCGAUUUUCUCUAAUGUGAGUUUAAAAUGGGCUCUAAUGGAAGGGGCAGCAUCAAAUUCUGCAAAAAGAGGCUUCAAGUUUGAAUGAGUGAGACAGAGAGAUUUCAUUUGAUGUAUCCGUGAGGUUUUUUUUCUGCCAUUGAAUUAAGACUGUGCCAUUCCAGAAGAAUCAUAUAGCAAUUCAUUCAUCAGUUUCACAAAAAAAGUGGAAUAAGUGAAAAUGGAGUCUCUUAAUACUUAAUUGUUUACAUGCAGAUAUCAUAAACUUUUUAUUCUAGACUAUUUUUAUAGUGCUAGAGGAAAUAAAAAUAAUUUUUCUUUAGAACCAAUGGCAUAGUGAGUCUGUUUCUAAGUAGUUAUGUCAACAACAGAUUAUAUGGUGCUGUAAAGACCUGUUGGAAAUGUAUCAACAGAGGUCCUUUUAAAAGUGCACUCAAUGUUGAUAUGCAAAAUGCAGUUUCCCUGUAUUAAAAAUGUGAGACUGAGGAUUGUAGAAAACAGUUUGGUUAGCUUCUUAUUUUUCAAUGCUAUUUUUUUAAUUAGAAGGAAAAUUUAAAAAAAAAAAAUAGAUUAUUAAUGCAUUUAAGAAGAUCCAGAGUCUAUUGUUUCCUCUUUUGAGAUGAAAAAUACCAUGAAAUUACAUUAGAAUAAAAGAUUGCCAUGCAUCAGCCGUAUAUAAUAUUUGUCCACAUCUUUUUUUGUGGUAUCUCCUAUAGCAUUCUUUUAAAGCCAGUUUGCAGAGAAGUUGAAAAGGGAAACACUUCAAUAUUAUUUUUAGUGCAGUAAUGACCAGAGGUACACAGAAGCAAACAGAAAAAUCUGUUUAUUGGCAUAUGUGACUUCUACACCUUUCAAAUCAAGUGCUUCAUUGAUCUAUGUGGUUAGAGUAAUAGUUUUUAAUAGGCAGAGUGUGAAGCAAAGCAAGCUCGCUUUAUAUAAGUACAUUCUCUUGAAUUUUAAUCUGGCAGAGAGAUCUAGUAACCAGAAAGAAAUCAUGGUUCACUUGAAAAUAUGUUUAAGUAAAACUUAACAGUUUAUAAUAACCCAAAUUAUUUGAUAUGAAUUUACUGAAAAUGCAGAAGAAGUGAUAUUCUGUUAGAAGUUAAUUUGCUUUUUCAAGUGUUUUGUCAUCCUUUCUUUAGGCAGUGUUUGUUUUAAAUCUAUUUGGAAAAGGUGUGAAGUGACUGGCACAUUUAAAUAUAGUAAAACACUGAACGUUGGAAGGUUUUUAAGUAAACUUAACAAAUUUAAAGAUGAAGACUUCAAUACUAUGCUACAUGAUGUAUGGAAUUUAUGUUUUACAAGACCAUUGUCUGCUGUCACCAACUUUUUUAGCUCUCAUAUUUUCAAUGUAUUUGUGUGUUUUAUGUCCCGUUUGUGUUGCAGCUGUGAGAAAGGGAGAUAACUGAUGGCAACGGAAAGGGCUUGAAUAAAUGGAAGAGUGAAAAGACAGAUUUUUGUAAAGUGGGGAUUAAACACACACACAAAAAAUCAACUUCUCUACGCUACAAAGUAUAAUAUGACAAAGUACCUUCAAAGUGCCCAAUACUAGAAGUUAUACAACUGAUGGGAACUUGACCACUUAAGGUUAGUGUUCUGUUGAUGUUACCAACAAGGUUUAACUUGCCAAAGGGGCAAUCACAGAGGUAGAUUUCUGUAACUCCUGUUGGUGUGGGAGCAUCUUUUGAGAAUAAGCAGUGAAAGCCUGGUCUUUGACAAGAAUGAGAAAUCACACUUUGUUAUGUAACUAAAGUAAUGUGGACAAAUAUGAAAGCCUAGGAAGAAGCAUUUAAGGAAUUUCUCAGGUUAGAAUAAUGAAAAGGAAAAAUGAGCUCUGUGGUCUGUUUCUGCCAGUUACCAGGCAGAGGAAGCUUUUAGCUGGUCUGUGAAGGGGGAAAUCUUGGUGUGUAAAUGUUUUUAACCUUUGGAAAAUUGACUUUUUAAUUCACAUUUUAAAGUUAAAUCUUAAGAAAGCAUUAUUAAUAAUCCAUUUUGAUGUUAAAUGAGAAUGUGAUUUUAAUGCAACCACUGCAUGAGAAAAAUAUCAGAAUAAGAUUCCUGCACUAAAUAAAAACAGCAGACAAGCCUUUCUGUGUGUCAAAUUUACGGUAAAACUGGCCUUGAUUUUUUUUUCUUGUAAUAUUUUUCAAUAAAAUUCUAAGAAAACAGA
Colius striatus (speckled mousebird) is the source of this 4516-nucleotide messenger RNA. It is a transcript of the gene ABHD18, whose product is annotated as abhydrolase domain containing 18. Bases 965 to 1852 code for a protein of 295 amino acids. NCBI's taxonomy places the organism in Eukaryota, Metazoa, Chordata, Aves, Coliiformes, Coliidae. The transcript is spliced from 7 exons. The record is from RefSeq and is a predicted model, not a curated record.